UAUUGGCGUCAGACAUAUAGCCAAACUCCUGGGUGAACAAACCUUCGAGGAGGUUGCUUCUAUGGUGAUUCACUGACCGCGAAAUCGGAAAUUAAGAGCUGAGAGUUUUCUAGAAAACUUUUCACGUGCCGCUAAUCUUUGUCUAUAGGGAAUUAGAUAAAGAAUUCCUGCCUGCAGCUAAAAAGGCUUCACCUAGUUUUGAAUGCGGGGAUAUCAGUUCGCGUAACAGCAGAGAUGGACGGGCGUAUUAAAGAAGGCCAGCUGUACGUGCAACAACACAAGAUCGUCAAGAAGUGGAAGAGGAGUUGGGGAGUUCUGUUUCUCGACGGCCCUCACGGUGUCGCUCGGUUGGAGGUGUUUGAGGGGGAGAGGCCAAGCAGUGGUGACUGGCGGUCGGAACGGAAGGUAAUCCGCCUGUCGGAAUGUGUCACGGUCCUGGCCACACCCACAGAGCCCGGCCCAAACGAGGACACGACCUCUUUCUGCGUGCGCACGGUGGACCACGCCUACGUCUUUGCCGCUGACGCGCAGGACUGCACACGCUGGGUAGACGCCAUCUGUCAAAUUGCUUUUCAGGGCGGCAGGGGGACAGGCUCCCAGCAACUCAAGAUGGAGGAGAAUCUGAUCUAUGAGUCACGAGAGGAGGGUCGGCGGUUCUGGGUGAGCGUGCAGCAGACGGAAGCGUCAGAGCGUUGUGGCCUGCAGGGGGCGUACUGGCUGAGUGUGGACGACCAUUCGCUCAUCCUGACUGAGAACCACACCCAGAAGAUCCUGCUGGCCUGGCCCUACAGGCUUCUGCGUCGUUAUGGACACGACAAGGGCAUGUUUUCGAUGGAGGCCGGGCGGCGUUGUGAGUCUGGUCCGGGGGCCUUCACCUUUAACACCGCACACGGUGACCAGGUCUUUGCCUGCGUGGAGGCAGCCAUCCGGGAGCAAAGGAUCCUGGCGGAGGAGGGGCCUGGCAGUGGCUCCUCCCCCUGUGAGCCAGGGGGGAGGAGCCCUAGGCCACUGAGUGGUGCCGCCCUGCUGGAUGACCCCAGCAGUGUGUACUCUCUACCGCUGGACUGUGUGUGUGAGCCUGCAGAUGCCCCCGAGCCAGUUUACUCUGCCCCCCUGGAUCACAUUGACGCCCUGCCCAGGCCUCACCAUGGCAACGUGCCUGACCAGUACUCUGAGCUGAAUGACCAGGCUGGGUUGGGGCUGGAGGGGACUGUCUGCUGCAGACCAGAGAGGCAGGGGGCGCUGCGGGGGACCCCCAAAUCCUUGCGGACCAGGGCGACCCCUGACCCCAGUGACCCCCACGACCCUGAUGACCCCAACACCCUGUACAGCCAGGUCUCCAAACAUGCCUCUCCAAACAUCACCUGGGACCCGGACUCUGAUGACAUAAUCUACGACAACCUGGGAGUCAUUUAACCUUUUACCUUUAACCCCAUCCACUGGUCAGCAUUCUGGGCAAAGACAAAGCUCCAGGCCUGAUCGUGCACUGCGUUUACCGCACUCUGUCUGUCUGUCUGUCCGUCUGACUGUCUGUCUGUAGGAGUGUGGUACCUCAGAGUUACAGCACUCUGUCUGUCUGUCUGUCCGUCUGUAGGAGUGUGGUACCUCAGAAGCAGGCAGACACAGAAGCAGAGCUGCACAUGUAUCAGCCCCCUCUCCACCAGUGCCACGCUGUAGAUUGCCACUCUUAAAGGUCAAAACGCAACCUAUGGUGGCCUGUCCUGGACAAAAUUACACUCUGUGCAGCAGGGAAAACCCAUGGAAAUGAGCAAAGGUAUUGCUGUGUGAUUACUAAGAUCAACUGAGGUGUGAGAUUUUAGUUCUGUUGUACACAAACUAACUUAUGAACAAAACUGUACUGUCAAUGUAUUAAAAUGUUUUGUUUUAAAAAAAUGAAUAAUGAUGAAUACCAUGUUAAA
Anguilla anguilla (European eel) is the source of this 1919-nucleotide messenger RNA. Its product is annotated as docking protein 1-like. The transcript has 5 exons. Gene Ontology annotation, biological process: cell surface receptor protein tyrosine kinase signaling pathway; positive regulation of MAPK cascade. Gene Ontology annotation, cellular component: cytoplasm. Bases 235 to 1416 code for a protein of 393 amino acids. The record is from RefSeq and is a predicted model, not a curated record. Lineage: Eukaryota; Metazoa; Chordata; Actinopteri; Anguilliformes; Anguillidae.